AUGCCCACCCCCCGCGAAUCUGUUUUGGUCGAUGGGCAAAGUCUGCCGAAUCUGCAACAUAGCAUCUCAUCUUUGCCAGGGACUGCGAGGCGGAUAGGCGAGGAUGAGGCGCGCAGCAUAUAUGAGGCUCGAGCCGAAGAGCAAGGCUUAGACAAGAAACCGGCCGCGAGCCCAAACUCGUCUGGUGACGAAGAUGAGAAGACAAUAAUUUCCUGGGAUGAGGGUGACCCAGAGAACCCGUACAACUGGUCACAUAUCAGGAAGCUCCUCAUUCUAUGCUUGACUAUGAUGCAAGUCAUCAACAGCACCAUGGGCUCGGCUCUGCCUUCUAAUGCGAUCCCCUUCAUCACAGCUGAAUGGGACGUCACGAACGAGCAGCAAAAGGUCCUACCCAUCUCUGUCUUUCUCAUCGGCUACGUCUUCGGCCCUGUUGUCUGGGCGCCCCUCAGCGAACACCUUGGCCGGCGCACGCUGACGAUCAUCACCUUUAUUAUGUUCACCAUCUGGACCAUGGCGUGUGCUCUGGCGCCCAACUGGCCUGCGUUUCUCUUUUUUCGCUUCUUUGCAGGGGUGUUCGCAAGCUCGCCAAUCGCCAUUGUGGCCGGCAUCCUUGCGGAUAUCUACGGCGACACACAAUCCCGCGGCCGUGCCAUGACCGCCUUCAUGGUUACCACCGCCUUCGGCCCUCUCUUCGCCCCUAUCGUCUCCGGUUUCUGUUCCCCCACGAUAGGCUGGCGCUGGUCCUUCUGGAUAGCCCUUAUCUACGCCGGCGUAACGUUGGUGCCAAUCAUCUUACUUCCCGAGACCUACGGCCCGAUCCUACUCUGCCGCCGUGCCCGAAGGAUACGCAAACUCGACCCUUCUGCCAACGUUAUUGCACCCCGCGAAAUGGAACGCACCGAUCUCAAGCAGCUGGCCACCGUGGUGCUAACCCGUCCCAUGCGAAUGUUGGUUUCGGAACCCCUUGUCACCUGUACCUGUGCGUAUCUUGCCCUGGUCUAUACAAUCUUCUACAUGUCUUUCCAGGCAUUCCCCAUCAUCUUCCAGAAGCUAUACGGCUUAUCACCCGGCGUGUCUGGGUUGGCGUACCUACCCAUAGGUGGCGGUUCGAUUAUCGCGGUUCCCGUUUUCAUCGGCUGGGAGCAACGCCAUCUUCGCGCGCAGCGCGAUGGCUCUAGGUGGGCGAAGCAGGAAGAGUUGCGGCGUCUUCCUCUGGCCUGUGUCGGCGGCCCGCUGUUCUUCAUAUCUCUGUUCUGGCUAGGCUGGUCUUCAAGGGAGGGUAUCAGCUUCGUCGUGCCGAUGCUGGCAGGGAUCCCCUUCGGCGCAGGGUUCAUGCUCAUCUUCAUCGCCCUGCUUAACUACCUGACCGAUGCGUACGAGAUCUUCGCGGCUAGCGCUAACGCCGCGGCCUCGGGUAGUCGGUCCCUGCUGGCUGUCGUGUUGCCGCUGGCCACGACGCGCAUGUUCAACGAGCUGGGGAUCGCGGGGGCGUGUAGUCUGCUAGGCGGGAUGAGCGCCGUGAUGUGCGUCAUUCCCUUCAUCUUCAUCUGGAAGGGCGAGCAGAUCCGGGCCGGAUCGAGAUUCUGCAUUGCGUUGCGCGAGAGGAAGGCCGAGAUGGAGAGAAAGGUCGAAGAGCAGAAGCAGAGGGAGGCAAGGAGGGCAUCGCGGCAAGGCAUUUUGGCAGGUCAGAAAGCGGAGGAGGUAUAA
Molecule: messenger RNA, 1707 nt
Organism: Colletotrichum graminicola M1.001
Lineage: Eukaryota; Fungi; Ascomycota; Sordariomycetes; Glomerellales; Glomerellaceae
Product: major facilitator superfamily transporter
Exons: 4
Coding region: 1-1707 (568 amino acids)
Biological process (GO): transmembrane transport
Molecular function (GO): transmembrane transporter activity
Source: RefSeq, a predicted model, not a curated record